AUGAGUAGACCUUACCGAGUGGUGAAAUUCAAGACCAUUGACGGGGUCAUCUUGCGAGGCAGGCUGUAUCCAGCCGCUCACCGAGGGCCCGCAGUUAUUCUCACGCCUGGGUACAAUACUGUCGUUAUAAACUCGCCACCAGGAAUACCAGAAGAGUUCCAGAAAGCCGGAAUCACCGCGCUCAUAUAUGAUCCACGGAGCACGGGCAAAAGCGGGGGCUUUCCGCGGAAUGACAUCGAUCCUUUCAAGCAGGCAGAAGAUUAUUCGGACGCCUUUAUCUUCCUCUCCAAACAGCCGAUGGUAGAUCCGGAAGCCAUUGUGUUCUGGGGAGUAUCAAUGUCAGCGGGGGUUGCAUUGGCAAACGCUGCAAUCGACCAACGAAUCGCCGCGGUCAUCGCGAUCGCACCCAUCUUCGAGUUCAAUCCCGUGAGACCCAGUGACGCUCUCAGGCUGAAGCAGAAGCUGAUGAAGGAUCGAGAGGCACAAGUCAAUGAUGGAAGGCCUCCUUAUAUCCUGCCGAUUCUGGAGUCUGUGGCGUUUUUGCCGUACAAUUCCCAUGUCAACACCGCCCCUGAGGCGCAGAAGAAAGAAGAAGACGAAUACCAUCUCCAACUGGCAGACCUCUGGAAAGACGAGAUGGAAAAUGGUGAAGAAAUUGACCCUUUAUUGACCCACAAUGCGUACGGGACCACUAUACAGUCAUAUCACCGCAUGUUUUUGUGGGAGCCUAUCCCCCGAGAGCUUGUCAGGAAGAUCAGUCCUACGCCGGUAUUCUUUCUAACUCCAGAAUUGGAUCAGAUCUCCUCUCCGGAGCGACAGAUCGAGGUCUUUGAAUGUCUCGAGGGCCCCAAGCGGCAAGUAUUUGCACCAGGAAAGGAGCACCUGUACGUCUUGAAUGGGCCAGACAUGCCGGCAUUGAUGAAAGGACAGAUCGAGUUCAUAUGGCAGGUUGUGAAGGGCCGCUUCAAGAGCCGUUCAGAUAAGACGACAUCAGGGGGAAUCAUACCCGCAGUCUCCCUCAAUGGCGUAGCUGAAGAGACCAAGAACUGA
Molecule: messenger RNA, 1050 nt
Organism: Exophiala dermatitidis NIH/UT8656
Lineage: Eukaryota; Fungi; Ascomycota; Eurotiomycetes; Chaetothyriales; Herpotrichiellaceae
Exons: 2
Coding region: 1-1050 (349 amino acids)
Source: RefSeq, a predicted model, not a curated record